GGACUGGAUCGAGAAUACGGAGUGAGAGAGCCAAUCAGCGUGGGCAGAGAGGGUGGGCAUUGAAUCUGAAAGUUCGACUGCUGCUAUAAUGCUGAGCUCUUUUGCCUUCUGCUCUCCUUCGAUUCGGACCAGAGAUGAUGGCUUGCACUGAGAUGAUCACGCUGUGUCUCCAGGCAGGGAAAUAUACAGAAAAUAACUCUGCCAGCGGCCAUGCCACCACGGGUGUGCCGGUAUUCAUUGAUAUUUUUCGCAGAGCAGACAAGAACGAUGAUGGUAAACUUUCCUUUGAUGAGUUCAAGGCCUACUUUGCGGAUGGAGUCCUGAGCACCGAUGAGUUACGGGAGCUGUUUCGUAAGAUUGAUAAGCACCACACAGACAACUUGGACACGGAAGAAUUGUGCGAGUAUUUUUCUGAACAUCUAGGGGAAUAUGAAAGCGUCCUGUCUGCUUUGGAACAACUCAAUAUCUCCAUUCUAAAGGCCAUGGAUAAAACCAAAAAGGAAUACCAGAGCUCCUCGACGCUGGAGCAGUUUGUGACCCGCUUUUUGCUCCGCGAGACCAUGGACCAGCUUCAGUCACUCCGGAGCUCUCUGGAGUGUGCAAUGGACGCCAUUGAGGAGCAAACCAGCCGUGAGAGGCAGGUGCAGGAAACCCCUGAGGUCCCAUCAGUGCAUCGGCCAGGAAGACGAUGUGGACGCAGAGCUCAGAAGAAUAUCUGCCUGUCCCCCAGCGACCCAUACUCGGGAAUCCUUCACUCAGGUGUCUGCGUUGAGCCCGAGAGUCAGUGGGUGACUCAGGUUAACAGGCUGCAGCAGCUGAUCGACAGGCUGGAGUGCAAGACUCCAAGACUGGAGCCCUUAAAGGAAGAAGUAAUUGAGGAAGCGACUAACUCCCACAUUUUGGUGGUACAGCGGCAGAUGUCAGUGCUGGAGGAGGAAGUGGAUGAGUUCCGCCAAGCUCUGAAACAAUACGUGGAGUCAGCAGCCAGUCAGAGUGGCAACCUGCACAUCACGGUUCAGAAGCUGGGAAAUGAGACCUGCUUCAUAGUGUAUGAGUUCUGGCAGGACAGGUCUUCAUGGAGAAGCCACUUGCAAGCAAACUACAGCAAGAACUUCCAGAGGAACAAUGUGGACUUCCUAGAGACUCCAGAGCUCAUGACAACCAUGCUGCUUCCUGCAUACUGGUGGAUUACUAACAAGAACAACAACAACUGAUCCCUUUGCUUUUGAAAGCAACACCGCUCUUAAGGACCUUCAGUAAAGCAUCGUCCUCAAGACUGGCUGACGUUGCCUCAGGAUCUAGUGGAUAUUGUUCAACCCGCUGGCACAAAACAGUUUCUUUAGACAAGUCGCAUACUCAAUGACAAAUAGCUACAGUGUGUUUUGAUUGCUGAAAUAUUUAUUGUGAAAUGCAGAUGGGGUGCAGUUGACCUGUAAUCCCAGUGUGACUAAAGAUGAGUUACAUUUGCCUGUUUGCAGUAACUCCCCACCUCUGCUGAUUCCCCUCCACGUCACAAUUCUAAACUGCCUAGUGGCGUCAGAAAAAUUACCUGACCUCAAUGCUAAUAUUUAAUGAACCAACUCUGGCCCAAUUGACCCAAUAUAUGAAAGGGAAAAAAUUUCAAGGUUUUGGGCAAAGAUCAGGGGGACGGGGAAUAAUUGGUUACCUCUUUCAAAGAAUCAGCGCAGGAAUGGUCAGCUGAAUGGCCUCCUUCUGUGCUGUUCAGUUCUAUUAUUCUAAUAUACAUCUUAUAUUCAUGUAAAUGUUGGUAGGUGAUUUUCUCCUUAUAUGCAUAGACAGUUAUACACCAUGAUCUUGUAUAAUUAUAUAUUUCCCCUUUGUUUAACCCUUGUAUGGCUUCUGUACUGACACAGAUCCCAACUGGGUUUAAUGCAUAUGAGACAAACAUUAUACAUGGAGUUGGGGGGGAGUUUGCAUAAUGGAGGUUGGACCCUGAUUCCUUUGUUUCAGUUCUAGUCAAGUACUUUCGUUGUGUUGUUAUCUGUGUGAAUUGGGAAUACAACUAUUUCUUUAUCAAACUUAGAAACAGACUCCGCCAUAGAUUAGUUAGACUCAGAGCCUCCCUCACAUUACCACCACCCCCUCUAACCAAAACCUCCCACUCCCAAACAGUGUGCUCUCAGUCUCCAUCUUGGCAUGAUCAGAUGGUGAGGAGCAACUUAGUGCCAGGUGCUUCCCCAUCUGUGAGAUGUGAACAUCUCGCAUGCAUGUUUCUCUUGUGCACACUCCUCCUGGCAACUAACUGUAGAGUGGCACUGAGAGAAGCCUGACAUCUCAGUUGGUGAAAAGUAUGUUGCACAGGGAGAUCCGAAGCAGUGAAAUGGGAGGUAAAGCUAUUUAGGCUUCUCCUACUACAAAUGACUCAAGUUGAGCUGGUCCAUUGCUUGGCAGGAGUUGCUUGAGUCAACAGACAGUAGGUACAGUGGAGGCCGGAUCUACACAAAAGAUUCAUUAAUUGUGCUCUGAGUGGCUUAAACCACUUAUAAGCCCUUUGUGAUAUGUUGGUGCAUAUUUGUUCCUUGAGGGUUGCUAUAUCCUAACUCACACCAAGUUCCAUUCGUCCAUCACCCCUUUGCUCACUGAUCUACAUUGGCACUGCCUCUGACAAUGCCUUGAUGUAAAAAUUCUCGUCUUUAUUUACAAACACUCCAUGGCCUCCUCUUUAUCUCUGUAGUCUCUUCCAGCCCUAGAACCAUCCAAGAUCCCUGCACUUCUCCAAUUCUAUCUGGUUUCUUGCGCUCCCCCAAUUUUCACUGGCGAUCGUGACUUCAGCGGGCAAGACCCUAAGCUCUGGAAUUCUCUCCCUAACCCUCUCUGUCUCUCUACCUCUUCUCCUCCUUUUAAGAUGCUCCUUAAAACCUACCUCUUUGAGCAAGCUUUUAGUCACCUAUCUUAAUAUCUCCUUAUGUGGCUUGGUGUCAAAUUGUGUUUGAUAAUGCUCCUAUGAAGCACCUUGGGAUAUUCUAUUAGCUAAGGGUGCUACAUAAAUGCAAAUCGUUGUUGUUGCCUGUGAACAUGGAGGGAAGAUGUCCCUCCUUUAGUUGUAUAUUUAAUUUAGGUUAAACCAUUGUGGAUUGGGGAGACUAAGCAAUGCAGUAGAAUAGAACACAGUCUGUAAUCUGAUUUUGGGAAUGCCCCAGGUCAAUGGGAGGAAAGUCAAAUGAAUUUGGAGGAAUCUUCCAGUUCCCAGGGUUUCACUGCACUAAAAUGUCCAUAGUGGGAUACAAACUGGCGUUAAAUUGGGAAUGUCAUUCACUGAAACCAUAAGGAAGUAGCCCCCUAGAGGAGGGUACACCUCUGCAAUUGUUCUCCCUCUCUAUCUCAGAUUCUAGGUUCUGCUCUUGCAGAACUUCAAUUGGAAACUGAGCCUUGAAUCUGCAUCCUUCUAAUAAUAUUACACUGGACUUUAGAGUGCUAAUACCCAGCAGCAAAGAGACACUCUUUGGAGAUUGCGGGGAGGGAGGAGAGGGGGAGGCAAAGAAACACAGAUAAACUGUAGGGCAGGGUAGAGGCAGCUGUUCUCCUAACUUGUAUCUAACCACCCUGUUGCAAGUUUGGUAUCAGUAGCAGAUGCUCAAAACGGAGAUCUGGAAAUCUUGCCCAAAAAGCUGUUGAGGCUUGGGGGGGCUCAAUGGAAAAUUUCUAAGCCGAGUUUGAUAGAUUUUUUGAUAGGUAAGGGUAUUAAGGCUGUUGGAGCAAGGUAGGCAGUUAAGAUAUAGAUUAACUUUGAUCUAAUUGAAUGCCGACGGAGCAGGCUUAAGAGGUUCAAUAGCCUAUUCCAGUUACUAUAUUUCCCAGCACUAGUGUCUGUCCCUUUGACAAGCGCAAAUUUUCAUCCAACUGUAUGAAUAAAUACUAGAGAAGUAAUUAAAGGCUGGAGAAAUGGAUUAUCCCUCUAAAGUUGCUAUUAAGAGGGCAGUAUUCUGACUUUGUGCUCCAGACAGUGCAUAUCUGAAGUCUGGACGCUAUAUUCUGACUAUUAAAUUCAGUUAAUGCAUGCCUGAAUGUUCAAAAUGUAUUGUUGAAAGGCGAGAAUCCCAAGCAGGAGAAUGAAACCGGAAAACUGGCCCUUAAAUAGAAAUCACGCUGAGGAUAUAUCACCUCACGUUCAGGUCAACACAUGAGGAGAGGAAGAAAUUUAGAUUAAACACAAAAAAAAUCAAAAACCACAAAAAUGUAAAGUAAAUAAAGGGAAAUAUUGCAAGAGACCUUAUAAUAUCAAUAAUUUUCUUUUCCUCAUCAAUAUAUGUUUGAAUUGGUGAAUUAUUUAGAAUAUGACUGUAUUCCUGUAGGUGAAUUGUUGUUAUGUAAGCAAUAAAUAAUAUGUGGAAA
Molecule: messenger RNA, 4353 nt
Organism: Carcharodon carcharias (great white shark)
Lineage: Eukaryota; Metazoa; Chordata; Chondrichthyes; Lamniformes; Lamnidae
Product: N-terminal EF-hand calcium-binding protein 1-like
Exons: 14
Coding region: 135-1214 (359 amino acids)
Biological process (GO): regulation of amyloid precursor protein biosynthetic process
Cellular component (GO): cytoplasm; Golgi cis cisterna; endoplasmic reticulum
Molecular function (GO): calcium ion binding
Source: RefSeq, a predicted model, not a curated record